Anthostomella pinea is the source of this 942-nucleotide messenger RNA. Lineage: Eukaryota; Fungi; Ascomycota; Sordariomycetes; Xylariales; Xylariaceae. The record is from the annotation of a GenBank genome assembly.
AUGUCCGACAUCGCGAAGGAAAGGAUAGCAGCACUGGGGAGCCAGCUUUCCCCGCAAAGCGACAGCAGCACCUUCGAAGGCAUACCGGCCAUCAGGAAGGUCGCCGGCAGCGCCAAUGGGCCCAGAGUCGAGGGCAAGGUUGUCAUCAUCACUGGAGCGAAUUCCAUACUAGGCAUUGGCAGAGCAAGCACCCACCUGUUUGCCGAGAGCGGCGCCCGCGCUCUCUACGUCUGCGACUUCGACGACAAGAACCUGGACGCGCAUAGGCGUGAGAUCGGCUCCCUAUAUCCUACGGUAGACGUCCAUGUUCGACAGUUCGAUGCGGCGGAUGAGGAAGCCGUAAAGGCCGUGGUGGACGAUGCUCUGGCAAAAUACGGGAGGCUCGACAUCUUCUUCGCGAAUGCCGGAAUAGUCGGCCCUGUUGCUCCAUUCACGGGCUUCGAGAAGAGCGAGUUCAUGAAGAUCAUGGACACGAAUGUGGCGAGCGUGUUCCUUGCCGCCAAGUAUGCGGCACCGGCUAUGACAAAAACAUCACCAGAAAAGCCAGGGGCUUCGGGCAGUAUUAUUGGCACUGCCUCUGUGGCCGGACUACGGUCAAACGCCGGCACAACACCGUACGCUGCAUCCAAGGCCGCCGUGGUGUCACUCGCCCAGACCAUAGCCUACCAGCUGACAGGGACGGGGGUCCGUAUGAAUUCCAUCUGCCCUGGCCUGAUCGAAACUGGCAUGACAGCACCGACCUUUGAGGUUGCUCGCGCGCGGGGCACCGAGAAGAAGAUUGGGCAGCUGAACCCGAUGAAGCGAGCUGGAGUAGCUGACGAAGUCGCGCGAGUUGCCCUCUUCCUCGGGAGUGACGAAGCCAGCUAUGUCAACGGUCAAGCCUGGGCCGUCGAUGGUGGGCUCAGUGCCGGCCAUCCCUUCGUGCCUGGAAAAAUGGCGUGA